GCACUUUGCGUAACAGGUCUGUGAUUGGCUACGUCUGCUGGCGCCGACCAAUCCGAGCGUCGCUGAGAGCUUCGCUUUCUCUCCACCGGCGACAUUCCGGCUGCCGCCGAUUCCCGUGUCAUGGGUUGUUGUGGUAUGCUGCCGUUUCCGAGCGUUUGUGGAUUUUCGACGAGCCACGGCUGAAUCCUGCGUGGUGGAUAAUCGUGGAUAAUGCGGUGAUACUGUGUCCCCACCCCAAGCCCGCGGUUCGUUCCUUGGUUUAGCCUCCUCGGAGGCCAUCGUUUUUUGUCUGCAUCAUGAAGAAGCAAAUCCUCCGAGUCAAGCAGCUCGCCGAUCAAACCUUGCUCAGGGCGGACAAGAGCGAGGUCCUGACGGAGGACCUUGUGGUGGCCGAGAAGCGGGUCGACUCCAUCAAGCAGACGUGUUCGAGCGCGCACAAGAGGAUCCUCUCCUGCCUCCACAAUGUCUCCCUCGAGGACGCCAGCACUGAGAAGCUACAGAAAAAGGUUCCGGAACUCGCCAUGUUUCACAGCUUGCAGGAGUGUCACAGGAACAUUGGGAACAGCACACUCCUUGGGUCGGUUUUGUGCGAGUGUGCCAACCUUCAGGGCAAGCUCGGUCAGGAGCUGCUCAACUACGAGCGGGAAACGGACAAGCAGAUCCUGCAGCCGACGAACCUCCUGCUCGAAACGGACUUGCCGAACAUCUCCAAGCUGCGGAGGCAGUUGUCGAAGCUCACGCUGGACAUGGACGCCGCCAAGAACAGGUACCACACGGCCCUAAAGCACGCCCAGCAGAGCGGCGGGAACACGACGACCAACAACUCUGGCGGCGGUGCGAGCUCCACCUCGGGCAGCUCCCCCUCCGGGGCCGGAACAGCGGUCACCUCCAAGACGGAGGGUCUCCGGGAAGAGGCCGAAGACGCGACCAGCAAGGUGGAGCAGUGUCGGGAUGCCCUAGCAGCGGAGAUGUUCAGUCUGAUAGGGCGGGAGCCCGAGUUUGCCCACCUUCUGGUGCAAUGGUACCAGCUGCAGGGGGACCACCACCGGAGGGCACUGGCCGAGAUCGACGCCACCCUGCCUGCGCUCUGGCGCCUCAUUGGCAAUUCUCCUCAGAAGCCCGUGUUCGGGUUUUCCCUGGAGGAACACUUGAGGGUGACGGGGCGGCGCAUAGCCUUGGUCGUGGAGAAGUGUGCCUGCUGCCUCCUCACCUACGGCAUGGACGAGGAGGGUCUGUUCAGGAUAACAGGCAGUGUCUCCAAGGUUAAGAAGCUCAAGAGUGCAUUCAAUGCAGGCAUUGUUGACUUGAGCGAAUUUGAAAGGGAUCCUCAUACAAUUGCAAGUAUCCUGAAGCAAUACCUUCGGGAGCUUCCGGAACCUCUCAUGACGUUUUCCCUUUAUGAAGACUGGAUGAAAGCAGCGAGCAUUCCCGACCUCAACACGAGGCUGCAGGCUCUGUGGCAGGUGGUGAACAACCUUCCGCAGCCGAACCACGACAACCUCAGGUACGUCGUCAAGUUCCUGGCGCGGCUGGCGACCAACCAGGAGCGCAACAAAAUGAGCUCCCAGAACAUUGCCAUAGUGAUUGCCCCCAACCUCGUGUGGGCACGGGAAGAGAACCAGUCCCAGCUGAUGGGAGUAAACAUGACUCUUGCCAACAUGCACAGCUCAAUCGUAGACACGCUGGUGAACUACGCCGACUGGUUCUUCCCCGGAGAGGAGGAAUUCACGAGCUCCUCGCCACCGUCCAACGUGCGGACGUUUGGCGACGCGCCGGCGUCCGGCGGACACUUGAACCACGAGGCAACCACCAACGGCGACGUCGACGACCACUCGUCAGGGCUGUGCACGAGCCCCACGAGCCAGAGUCCCCGUGUCACCCACCGCCCCGGCAAGAAGGCAGCGCCCCCUGCCCCGGCCCCCAGCCUAUGCACUCCGAGAGACCGAUCCUCGAUGGCUUUGCCGCCCUCGGCCGACUUCAAACUCCCCGGCGCUGCGCCCGCGGUCGGCGGGGGCACCCUGGGGAGGCCGCGACCCCAGGUCCGCCAAGGGUCCAAGCCAGAGGUCGCCGAGAAGCCACAGGCCCUCCAGAGAAGGUCUCUCGAAGGCGCGGCCGCGGAAGGGGCAGGCUACUCCACGCAGUCGCUUGAGCGGAGGCCAGGGCGGCCUCCCGUUCCGAGACCCGCCUGCGAGAGGCCAUCCGUGCCGCCGCCAGAGAGACCAAAGUCGCAGAACCUGGACGCGGGGCAGCGCGGAGUCCAGGAGACCGCAGCAGAUGCAGGAUUGCAAAAGAACGAAGCGGUGCCAAAGUCUGACCACCAGGCCGGCGGCGGAUCCGUUUCUGGAGGACGUCCGCUGUCCCUGGACCACGAAGAACUCCUGUCCUUUGCCGAUGAUUCGGACACCGACGAAAAGGAUGAAACAGGCGGUGGCGACGGAUCCAAGCCAGCGCGGCUCGUGAACGGCGUUAAGGAUGGCGACGGAGAGGCGGAGUCGCAGUUGGCGUCUUCGCCGCCGCUUCAGCGGUCGCAUCCGCGGAACCAAAGCGCGCGCGACGAGGCGCGGUGGGACUUCCUGACGGGCGGGGAGUUGAAGCCGGCUCCAGAGCGUCCUCCACGUUCUAGUCCGUCUGCCGAGUUGACGGCGGGGUCCAUGACUGCAUCCAUGACCUCCGUAGCGUCGUCAACGACAUCCUCGAUGGCAUCCUCGAUGACUUCGCUGACGGCGUCGUCCUUGACGUCUUCUGGGAGGGUGCUGUCCGAAGAAAACUCGCGCGAGGACCUGUCUCUGCGGCGGUCUCCCCCUCCCGACAUCAACACGAGCGGGCCGCCGCCGGACCUUAUCGCGUCGUCCGAAGUCUCCAAGACAACCAUCACGGUUGCGACCAAAGACGUAGAGACUUCGCCGCCACACAAGGUGUCCGGGCUCUCCAGUCCGGUCCAUGGGAGUGGGACGCCGGAGGAGACUCGCCUCUGAGGCGGACAUUCGUGCGACGGUGGACGUUGAAUUGCGAAAAUGUUAUGUUUACUUGUUUCCCAUUUUCUUCGUCACGUCCGACAAUGGCGCCAUCUGUUAGCAGUGGUUUGGUCGAGACCAAAGUGAUGGGCGAUCCAGGUCACGCAGGUGACUGGUUACGUUGUGCGAGAUCUGCGACAAGUCUUCCCGUCUGCAAACUCGAUUUAUUAUUUUUUUUUUUUUCAGAGAUGGCAAUUUCGUACUAUGGUAGAAGUGCGGUUUGAAAGAAAAAAGAAAUCUGUGUUUUGUUAAUGGCGUCCGUCUGGUACCGACAGCUACAAAUGCUGCUGGCUCUUGUGGCCCCAUUGAGGUCAUUUUUCUUGGCGUGCUUUUCGUGUGUUUGCUUCGAAUUUGAAGCGUGUUUGUUCCUACUUUUGACUUCUUUGUAACCACUAGAGAGAAAGUUAGUCUGUGCACGAGUUGCGUAGGCCUGCCUCGAGCGUUGUUUAGGAGGCGACUUCGCCUCUAUCGUACGAUGUGUGUGUGGUCUAGUUCAUCCCAUGCCCUCGAUACACAAUGCUCAACCUCGGUGCGAACACCCCUCCUGCCAGACAAAGUAUUGCUGUUUCGGCUUCGUUUCGUGGAGUUGCGGCCCCAGAUCGUUUUUAUCUGCGAGGAGCGGCGUGCGCGACAGUUUCGCGGUGCUUCUGUCGCUGUUACUUCUGCACGGUAGUUCUUGAGCCAGUACCACUCUCCGUCGAACCUGGAUCAGGGAAUCGCGAGCGAGCAAGUUGAAAGAGCGCGAACUUGAGAGGACAUGUUUGUAGGGUAGUAUGUUGAUGUGUGCGUGUCUCUACCAUAGACUCUGUGACAAGUCUGUUGGUUCUCUUUUUUUCUUGUACUGUUGCCGUUAUGAUAAAUAUUACUGGUGUUACGGAGGGCGACUUUGCUAUGGUAUGUUGUGCUUGACGCUGAAACCAGCCUACACAUAGUUGUAGUCAGGUCUCCCUUGAAUAUUUGAAGAAAUCGGGCAGAGUUUAUAAACACCAUCUCAACAUUGUUUUUUUUUUUUUUUUUCUUUUAAAAGGGAGGGAGGGGUUGUAAUUUGGGAACAUACUUUUGAGGGUGAUUGAUGGAAUGUGUGUCUCAUGCAUUGUAUCGUUUGCACACAGGCAACUUUUUAAAGAAAGGUCACAAUUUUUUUUUUUUUUUCAGUUUUGCGUAUUUUGAUUGGUUGCCAUCUUUCUGCUUUUUUUGUUUUUGGAAGGUAAGGGAGAGAAGGUGUGCUGCACGCAGCUGCUCGAUUUUGUGUGUAAAUUAUAUGCUCUUUUCAUGUUCCAAAGCAAUUGGGAGGUCGAUUUCGUGUUCCUGUCUCUUUUCUUCUUUUUUUUUUUUUUUUGUGAGUACUGGAAGUGAACAAAUAGCAAUAGCAGAAAGGCAAUAAUUCACUAAUUUCGUUUGUUUCACUACUGCUGGUUUUCUUCAUCUUGUAAUGUGAUGACACCAAGAGCUUAAGAAACAUAUUAACCUCCGUUUUGUACCAGAAAGUGGUGCGAUGAAAUUUCAGGAAUGUGUUUUCUAACGUUUUCAAACGAACCGUUUUUCGUAUUCCUCCCGUGUACGUGCGUUGCUCCUGUUGCGAGGGAGAACUUGGAAGAUUUAAGUCAAAAUCUGUUCUGAGAGAUCCAACGAUGGCAACAAAACAAAUGCUAGUCAAAAGUUUCACUUUCUUAUUUUCUUUGAGGCGGGAGGGAAAGGCAGCGACGUGACUGUUAGGCAUAAUACGACGAUGACGUCGCAGCUUCCGGUCGUUGAUUGGCCCGGGAAGAGAGCUGUGGAAUCAUUUUGUAAUGCACGUGCGGGCAUGGAAGUGACAAUGUCUUUGUUAAUAUUAAAACAUUAUUUGAAAGUUGU
Molecule: messenger RNA, 4868 nt
Organism: Ixodes scapularis (black-legged tick)
Lineage: Eukaryota; Metazoa; Arthropoda; Arachnida; Ixodida; Ixodidae
Product: rho GTPase-activating protein 44
Exons: 16
Coding region: 297-2975 (892 amino acids)
Biological process (GO): regulation of actin cytoskeleton organization; signal transduction; positive regulation of GTPase activity
Cellular component (GO): intracellular anatomical structure; cytoplasm
Molecular function (GO): GTPase activator activity; protein binding
Source: RefSeq, a predicted model, not a curated record